Liolophura sinensis is the source of this 3157-nucleotide messenger RNA. RefSeq lists its product as uncharacterized. NCBI's taxonomy places the organism in Eukaryota, Metazoa, Mollusca, Polyplacophora, Chitonida, Chitonidae. The transcript has 5 exons. The coding region runs from base 1732 to 2895 and encodes 387 amino acids. The record is from RefSeq and is a predicted model, not a curated record.
GACCAGCUGACCUAUCACACAAGUGUACCGUACAGGCACAGGAAACUACAGGUAAGUCGGUAAAUGUCCUCAGUGGCGGAUUGUCCAGUGUGUGCGGUGUUGUGGCCUGUGUGACACCCUGGCUUGUACGCCCCACUGUCUCUUCAACCCUUGUCAGGCUGUACAUAAACUGCCCUCUUACAUAGACAGGUUUAGCUUACAUGGACACUGGUGUCAGUCCAUAUGAACAUUUGGAGCUAAGUCUGGCAAUAUAUGUAUAUAUACGUUUCAGUCAGUCAGAGGACCUUAGUCUUCUAUCUGCUUAUCCUAGAUCUGUUGGAAAACCAGCACAAUCGUGUAUACAACUGUUGUAUAUAACUUGUAUCCAUUUCAUUUAUUUAUUUGAUUUGUGGUUUAUUUCACUUAUACGACGGCGGCCAGCAUUUGGUGGGAGGAAACAGAACAGAAGCCUUGGGAAAUUCGCUACCAUCGGCGUGUUGCUGACAAACUAAGUUUUAUACAUAUAUUUUUCACGUACUCGUCGUUCGGGAGUUGUAAAGUUUAAGUUGCUGCAUUAUUUGUUGUCGGCCAGCUUAUCGGACCUAAUGAGUGAAAAGCAGACUUUUCAAUGAACUGACGUCAUAUCCUCUAACCAGGUGACAAAAACAGCAACCUAAACUUUAAAACUUUGUUCUCAUAAAUAACUUUGUCACUGGCUGUCUACCUUGCCGUAAGGUUGAUAUCACAGUGUGUCUAUCUAGUUGUAGUAUGAGUUACCAAUGUGCUGCAUUAUACCUAGACGGCCAGGUUUUCAUCUGAAACCGUUGACCACGGCCGACCUGGUUACUUUGAACAUGGUAUGACUGAAACAUUGUUAAGUACGACGUUAAACCCCAAGCAUACAUACAUGUACAUACAUACAUUGAAAAGUGGAAAGCACCCAUGCGCAGCAAUACCUUUGUGUUUGGCCAACAUGACAAAGCCACAUGUUCAUUUAUAGCAUUUACCGACAGAACAUCCACUAGUGAAAGGCAUAUCAUAUUCCAUUGGCUAUUGUGCAAUGUGUGGUUUUGGGUGUGGCGCUCCGUCGUUUUGUGGAUAAGAUAGUACAGGAUAGGAUAGUGUCUUAGACAUGAGCAGAACGUGCUCUUUGUCACGUGACAUAGCAGUUUGAAAGCAGUAAAUAAAACACGUUAAACCGUUUCUUUACAGUAUACAUAUACAGUAUAGAAAAAAUUGUUAAUUACAGUGUCUAAUACGACAGUGUUGUCAAAACUUAUACAGUCUGUUUUAACAGAAUUAACCCAAGGGUUAUUCAAUGCAUCAAAUGUCUUCACGUGCAACCUUGGCAAAUGGCUACAUGCAUUGACCACAGUGCUAACUUCAACGCAAUGGAUGUCACGUGACGUGUUCAAAUAUGGGGAUCAGACAAGCUCAGAAUACUAAGAAAAUCGGCGGCGUCUGAGUAAAGGGUCUACUGAACAUUUGUGGUUCUUGUAUAUUUUGUGCAGCCUGAAUUGUUGAAUAAAAAUCAAUAUAACGAUUUGUGUUUUUUGAGGAGCAUCUUCAGGAUCUUCCUCCGAAAUGAGGCCAGAGACUUGUGGUUGGGUCGUGAUGGAAUUUAUCAGCUGUGCACCCCGUUAGUGUGGUGUAUUGUGAUCAUCUAGGUAACAAUCUGGCAAAGGAUACAUGCCACUUCACUGGUGAAGGCAAAAUUCAAAUAUUUAAACCAAAAGUACCGUGCAUUUUUACAUGCCCACUAAUACUAUGAUGGUCGUAGCUCACACUGUCUUUGGUAAAUCGUUGAAAGCCUCACUCAGUUCGUGCACAUUUAUAUGCGUUGUUGUUGUUUCACCCUACUGCACAGACAUGCUUGUCGCGACGGCGGCUCAGCUGAUGUUGCUGAUCCUUACCAGUCAGAUUGUCACUUCGGUUGGGCAGAUUCGGAGCCCUUCCUGUCACAUCCCUGCAGGAAAAUCUUCCCUGGCUGCAGUUAACAGAGAUGCCGUUCGAUUCAAUUUCUCCGCAAUCGAGAAUAACGUGAACUACUUUCUGCCCAAUGUAAUGGUUCGGGAUCACGUGUAUGCGGUGACAGAUUGUGGACUUACGGUGUAUUUGGUAAGCCAAACCAUCGAAAACCCCAGUCCUUUUCUCGCCAAUGCCGGCAUUAAGGGCACGCUUUUCUUUUGCUCCAAGGACACAGACCCCCUAGUGAAGAGUGUGUACGGAGUGGUGCUUAAGAUGAUCGAUAAUCCAGCCACUAAACCUGAAGUCAUACCCACAUUCUGGUAUAACAGCGCUAACAUUAUCAUGCAGCUCUUCUUUUAUCGUGGAUUUCCCGCCCAGCAAAGCACCACCUACCGGUGUAAAUUAGAGCGAAACGUCACUGUAUUCUCCUCUGUGAUAAAUGUGGUUGUCACAGCAAAUUUUUCUGUUCAGAAAGUCGGCUGCCCGAAAACCCACUGGGGUUCAGACUGCGGAACAUAUUGCUUCAGCUGUGAAAAUGGUGGCGAGUGCGACACGUUUAAGGGCCAAUGUUGGUGCCUGGAUGGAUUCACUGGAACGCGGUGUGAAACGCGCAUGACAACGAGUACUACGCAACCUUUAACAACGGCCACUGGCACUACACGAUCAGUUAACAUGACUUUAAAGGAUAAGACUACAAGCGGAAAUCAGCAGAUGAACUUUACGCGGGACACUUCGACAUCAACACAACAGACGACACCCACAACCCAGACGCCAUCAACCCAACAAACAAUAUCAACACAGCAGACGACCUCAACACAACCUACAGCCUCAGCCAAUCAGAUGACAAAGCCUACGUCAGGUCACUCACGUAUGUACAGCGCAAAAAUAGUACGAACGUUAACCCUGUUUUAUCUCAGCUGCGUUGUUUAUAGAUUCUUCUUCGCAUAAUCUAAACUAUGUACUGCCGAGAUGUUAUCUUCAGAACAGAUGCAUGAUUACCUAACAAUCUCCAAUGCAAAUAUCUUUGCGUUGUCUACAUUUGGAUAAUGAAGACUUUUGGGCAUGAGUAACUACGGUUUGAGGGAAGGGUAAAUAAACGGACAGUAUAAGGCUUUGUUUUUUGUGUAUAUAAUUCUGGACAAGCUUGUUAUAUGUUGUUAUUAUUUUCACAUGUUUUAACUAAUUUCAUGCUGACUCUCCUUUCAUUUGU